CGUGUAAAGGAAGGAGUUUAAAGCACAUUUAGAGCAAGACUGUCUAUUCUCCCCCAGGUGGUUGCUAAAUUAAUGUUAAUUACUGCUCUGCAGCCCUAAGCCGCUUGUUUUGGGGAGACGCCAGCCCAAAGCACUCCCGUUAGCUGCGGACCUCCAGCGGGACGAGGGCUGGGGCAGCCACUUCUCGUUCAGGUACCGAGUGAAAGCAAGGCGUGAAACGCAGAUCUCCCAUUCCAGGACACGCUGUUCACCGUGAGCGAGGCGGCCCCGCCGAACACUACCGCAGCCGAGCGCACGGGGGAAGACGACAGGAGAAUGAAGGUGCAGCCGCCCCCCAUCCCCAUCAUGCCCAGCGCGGAGAGUGCCGGGAACUGUAGUUCCACGGGCGCGGGGCCCCCUUCCUCCUCUGCUUCCCCGAAGAGCGCGGCGGCUCCGCCAGACCCGCUGCGGUCUCGCGGCUUCCCAGCGGGCAGACCCGCUCGCCUCAGCCGGGCAUGCAGCCGCUGCUGCUGCGGCUUCUCCCCGCGCUCUGCCCGGCGCGGCCGGCGGCGGCCCGCGCCCUGCUCGCCCGGCGGGCUGUGCCCGCGCUCCCCAUGGCGCUGCGGCCGGCGGCGGGAGAGGGACGGGCCGGGGGCGAUGCCUCCCGAGCAGCCGGCGCGACCCGGGAGCACGAUGGGCUUGAAAAUGUACAGCAAAAGAAAAUCUUUAAGGAGAAUAAGACACAACAGAGAGAAGAGCCAUGUGCUUCCGAUUCAGUAGACUCUCUAAUGGCAGAAAUGCCAUUUCUUGACACAGAUAUCGACGAUGAAUGUGUUAUGCAUGCAACCUCUGAAAUAAAUAUUAAAAAGAAAAGAAAGAGGACUACUGGAAGGGAAAUUGAAGAAGGCAUCGAGAGGAAGAAGAAAAAGGAUAAACAGUAUCAGCCGAAUUAUUUCAUUUCUCUUCCAAUUACUAAUCCACAGAUUACUGUCAGUAUUCAGGCUGUCCAAGAUGCAAUAAUACAAAAGGAUCAAAGGCUUUCCAAAGCAAUGGUUCGCUCUGGCUCAUUGCAUGUCACCAUGUUAUUGAUGCAUUUAUCCAAUGAAGAAGAAAUUAGCACAGCAGUUGGUGCUCUUUCAGAGAGCAAGGUUUUUCUAGAAGAUCUCCUGAGAGGAAAAAGAGUGGAUUUGUCUUUUCAAGGAAUUGAUCACUUCAGAAAUCAAGUUGGAUUUGUGAAGUUGGUAGAAAAUACAACUAUACUUAUGGAAAUAGCAGAGACUAUGAAGAAGAUAUUUCAAGAAAAGGGGAUCUUGGCAGGAGAAGAAAAAGCUUUUAAACCACAUCUGACCUUCAUGAAGUUGUCAAAAUCAAUGGAGCUACGUAAGCAGGUGAAAAAAAUUGACUCCAACCUGUAUGAAGAUUUCAAAAGCCAUUAUUUUGGAAAUGAAAUCUUGCACCGCUUUGAUCUUUGCUCCAUGUUGAAAAAAAAGCAACCAAAUGGUUACUACUACUGUGAGUCCUCUAUUGUUUUUGUCCAAACAGAACUCUCCUUUGAAUUACUUUUACAUGAGCACUACAUCUGGCUUUCUCCUAGACAUAGUAUUUGAAUGGAUGUUCUUCACUGAUACCAGACUAAGAAAAUGCACUAUUAUUAUCCUCAUUUUUUCAUGGACUUAGAUGCAUCUUGGUGAAAUACAUGCAUUUAAUUUUUUGGUUUUGUACAUGUCAAUAUAUAUAUUUCUUAAAGCAAACAAAUGAAGGAAAACAGCGUUAUUGAAACAGAGUUUAAAUGACUUGUUUUUUCAUUUCAAAGAAGAAGAUAAAAUUUUAAUGAAUUUUGAAAAAUAAAUUUUAAAAUGUUUUAAAAUGUAAUCUGAAUAGAGUUUUUUAGUAACUUUAGGUAGCUAGGACAUAAAAAUAAAUACAGGAGGGAGUUAAUGCAGUUCUAUUAAUACAUUAGAAAUAGUGACAUUUGAAAAUUACUUAAUACAGACAAAACACUCUAUCCUGGUCUAGUUCUUUCUACACGUACAUGCACUCAAGCAAUUAUCUUCUUUCCUUGAAAUGCACAGAAAAUACAGAAACAGAAUUGACUUCUUUUUAUCUAGAGUUUGGUCAGACUUGAAUGUUACUCAUCUAAUAAGACGAAAAGAUCUAAAAUCCGGUUAGAAUUAAUGUUAAAAAUCCAUACACAACAAAGACUUGCAUACUACUGUGGCCUGGCAGCCAGGAGGGCCAACCAUGUCCUGGGGGGCAUCAGGCAAAGCAUCACCAGCUGGUUGAGGGAGGGGAUUGUCCCGCUCUGCUCUGCACUGGUGUGGCCUCACCUUGAAUAUUGUGUGCAGUAUUGGGCACCACAAUAUAAGAAAGAUACUAAGCUAUUAGAGAGUUUCCAAAAGAGGACAGUGAGGAUGGUGAAGAGUCUGGAGGGGAAGCCAUAUGUGGAGCAGGUGAGGUCACUUGGUCUGUUCAGCCUGGAGGAGACUGAAGGGAGGCCUCGUUGCAGUCUACGGUGUAAUGAGGAGAAGCAGAGGGGCAGGUACUGAUCUCUUCACUCUGUAGACAGUAUGAAGUUGUGUCAGGUGAAGUUUAGUUUGGAUAUUAGAAAAAGGUUUUUCAGCCAGAGGGCAGUUGAGCACUGGAAUAGGCUCCUGGAACAGGGAAGUGGUUACAGCACCAAGCCUGUUCAAGAAGAGUUUGAAAAACACUCUCAGGCACAUGGGGUGAUUCUUGGGAUGUCCUGUGUAGGGCCAGGAGUUGGACUUGAUGAUCCUGAUGGGUCCCUUCCAAUUCAGCAUAUUCUAUGAUUAUCUGGCUAAUAAGCCAGCACAUAUCAGCUGCACAUUUUAAAAGCAUAUUUAAAAAUAUGGGAACCAAAAGAGAUCGAUAUGAAUAAAGGCACAAGUAAAACACCUGCUGAACUGCAUCAAUAUGCACAGCAGGUAAUCAGGCUUUUACAGUAUGUUACGUAGCAGCAUCCACUAUCUUCAGCAGAGCCUACAUCUGAACCAGAAGUUUUCUCUACAUCUGUGUGCCAGCCCCACAGGGUAUGUAUUCAGGAAUUAAAAAUUGAUGUCACAGUAAGGGUAAUGUUGAAGCUUCACACUCGAAGUAGAGUUCAGUUUACUGUUUAAAGCAAACAAAACAGCAAGCCAACAGUGUCCUUCUCCAGACUACCUACCUCAUGGCAGUUGUUGUAUGUCACCUCAAAUCCCAAAGAAGACUAUUGAAUGCUGGAAUGAGUUGAGCUUCUCAAUAUAUACUCCUUCACCUGAAUAAUAGGUCAAUUCUUUAUAUCAUGGUAAAGAUGUUCAGUAGACCCUCUGACCGUCAAAGGGAGCAUUACAUAAAUCUUCUUAUGUCAAAUAUGCCUUUAGCAUUAAGUAUCUCACUUAAAUAUUUUCAGAAUCCAUUAAUGAAGAUUUUUGUAGACUUGUUUCAAAGAAAAUUUGUGUAUAGUAAUAUAAUGUAAAAUGAGAUUGUAUACACAUUAAAGAAAGUUGUCACAUGCCAA
This is a messenger RNA of Pseudopipra pipra, 3493 nucleotides long. It is a transcript of the gene AKAP7, whose product is annotated as A-kinase anchoring protein 7. Gene Ontology annotation, cellular component: cytosol. The transcript is spliced from 8 exons. The record is from RefSeq and is a predicted model, not a curated record. Lineage: Eukaryota; Metazoa; Chordata; Aves; Passeriformes; Pipridae. Gene Ontology annotation, molecular function: protein kinase A regulatory subunit binding. Bases 495 to 1586 code for a protein of 363 amino acids.